AUGAAAAAAAGAAAAAAGUUAUGUGAUAAAUAAUCUCUUUGAAAUUAAAGAGAAUAAAAUUACCACCUUGUUUGUUUGUUUUUUUUCUUUUUGUGGUAAAGAAAAUUACCACUUACCCAACAAGUGGGUCGAAGUUCCAUACACAGCCUUAAACAUGUCCCCGGCAGCGAAUGCUAACUCAUAUAUUCAAACCAAUCAGACGGCGGGAAAAAUUUGGCACUUGUUCCCAUCGUCUCUGUUGCUUACCCAUCGUUCGCCGCCAACGGUCGCAUCCAUGGAAGACGCCGUUGCCGCGAAGAAGAAGAAGAGGAACACGGCGGCGGCGACCACCUCAACCGCUACCACAGAGAAGAGACCACGGCGGGUCAGGCACAGGAAGCCUGAAUCGGACGUAGGAGACAUAGAAGACUUCGAUUUUGGCAGAGACGAAACCCUAGAAAUUAGGGUUUCUUUGCUGGACUGGUACGACCGUAACAAGAGGGACCUCCCUUGGCGAAGAAUCAGCAGCGUAGAUGAAAAUGACGACGAAGAUGAAGCUGGAAGCGAGAGUAGGGCUUAUGCAGUGUGGGUUUCUGAAGUGAUGCUUCAGCAGACUAGGGUGCAGACUGUGAUCGAUUAUUUCAACCGUUGGGUGCAGAGAUGGCCCACUGUUGGCCAUCUUGCUUGUGCUUCAAUUGAGGUUUUGUUUGUUUCUUUUGUUCUUUGGUUGAUUACUUGGUCAAACUGUGAUAACAAGCAGAAAGUAUUACCGCAAUGGUUGCAGGAGGUGAAUGAGAUGUGGGCAGGUUUGGGCUAUUACAGACGGGCCCGAUAUCUGCUAGAGGGAGCAAAAUUGAUUGUUCAAGGAGGAAAAUUUCCUGAAACAGUUUCAGAUCUUUUGAAGGUCCCAGGAAUAGGAGAUUAUACAGCAGGUGCAAUUGCCUCUAUAGCAUUCAAGGAGGUGACCCCAAUUGUUGACGGAAAUGUAGUCAGGGUUCUUGCUAGACUGAAGGCUAUUUCUGAAAAUCCCAAAGACUCAGUGACAAUCAAGAACUUAUGGAAAUUAGCAGGGCAAUUAGUUGAUCCUUCUAGACCUGGGGAUUUCAACCAGGCUCUGAUGGAACUUGGUGCAACAUUAUGCACUCCCUUGAGCCCAAGCUGCUCUGUCUGUCCUGUUGCAGCCCACUGUCAAGCACUAUCUCUGUCCAGGCAGUAUACGUCAUCACUAGUUACAGAUUAUCCUAUAAAGGUUGUGAAGUCCAAGCAAAGGCAUGAUUUUUCUGCUGUUAGUGUUGUGGAGAUAUUGGAAGGUGAAUAUACUAUAGGGGAACAUCAAUCUGAUGGUAAAUUUCUUCUUGUUAAGAGGCCAGAUGAAGGUUUGCUUGCUGGCCUCUGGGAGUUUCCAUCUGUCCUGUUGGGGGGAGAGGCUGACUUGGUCACAAGGAGAGAUUCUGUAGAUCAAUUUUUGAAAGAGUCCUUCAACCUAGAUCUCAGGAAGUCCUGUACUGCAGUUUUCAGGGAAGAUAUUGGAGAAUACAUCCAUAUCUUCAGUCACAUUCGUCUGAAGAUGUAUGUGGAAUUGUUGGUUUUACAUCUAAAAGGUGGGAUGCAUGUUUUGCAUGGAAAAACAGACAGCAAAAUUAAGGCUUGGAAACUUGUUGAUACAAAGACCCUUUCAAGCAUGGGAUUAACAUCUGGAGUAAGAAAGGUGACUGUGUGACUGGAGAGCAUAACCAGGGGAAAACUGAUGGAAAGAAUAGAAAUAGAAGUAAUUUGGAGACCUUUGAAACUGAAAGAAAUCUCUGUGAAUCCGGUUUGACAGGACAUGGCUGUCCACCUUCUCAGGUAUACUCCAUGAUUCAGAAAUACAAGCAGAACAAAUCUAAACCCUUACCAUGCAAGGCGGGAAAGAAAAGUUCAUCAAGAAAAUAAAAGCUUUUAUGGAGUGAAACAAAAUGAGGUUCUUGAGCUCUUUUUUAAUCAAUUAAGGAGCUACUUUCAUAAAUUGCUUCAAGGCUUGCUUUUCCAGAAGACUGCAUUAUUUAGUUUUGGUCAACUAAACAUCCACAUCUUAGGGGUUCGUGCCUCAUAACAAGAUGGUUUUCAUUUCCUGUCUUAACUUUUGUAUGUAUUAUUUUUGAGACAAUCAAAAUGUAUGUUCACCUUUUCCGUUCCUUUCUUCCUGACCAGAUAUGGCAUCAUCUUUCUAACUUCUAAAUCAAAUGGAGGCCCUUUAACAAGGAAAUCCUCACUGGUUUACCUUUGGACAACUUAUUGACGAAUAUUGUUGCGGUUUAAACUGCUGUUGACGAUGACAAUAUAGCAGAUGUGGUAGUCAACUCACUUUUUCCAGAGAAAUUUUGCCCCUGUUAUUCUUUCUUCUUCACUGGAUCAUCCGGACCCAUUGCUGGCCUUUCACAAUCCUUUUUUAAAUUCAAGACUCCAUGUGUGGUAUGACAAACGAAUUCAAGUAUUUAAAAUUUCUAUAUAAUCUGAGUUCAAAUGUUUGUUCUGCUCGGUUUGUGUGCUCGAGCUUUGCAAUAUGGAAUUAGCUGUUACCAAUCUUUUUUUUUUUUUUUUUUAUGGUUUGAGAGGGAGGACCUGCCCUUCUCCCUGCACAUUUCAUAGAUGUUAUUAACUUUUACUUAUAAUUUACAAAGUAUGGAAAUGAAGAUAUUAUAAUAGAUAGUAAUUAUACAAGACAGGAUAAGAUUAAAAUGGAGGUAUCCAUCAUAAGAUUAGAAUACCUCUUAUUAAAAAUAAGACAUUUGAAACGUAAUUAGAAUGAUAUAGUUAUGUGAAAAAAAUGAUAAAUAUUUUUCUAAGGUGAGUGAAUUUUAAUGAAAGAAGCAAGGAAGGCAAAAAAGAAAAAGUGGAAAACUCUUAACCAUAACAAUGUGUUAUAAAAAUUAUAGACAAAAUAUUAAUGAAUUAAAAUUUAUAUAACUGAUUUUAUUAGGUAAAGUAAAGGAUUAUAUGUUAUUGUUUUAUGGAGAUAGACAAAGAAGUGGAUGCCCAUAUUCCAUUAGAACGACAUUUGUUUGUUUUUUUGCUAAGUAUACAAUAACGUACUUUUAUUAAUACCUAAUAUUCACCGGUCCACUCCGAAGAGAAAUAUUAAACAUUGCCAAAAUUUCUGUCAAUUUGGGUGGAGCUUAAAAGUUGAUGCGAUACAUACAUAUGAGUGAAUGGUGAUUUGUUAUCAAAUGGGUAUGGAUAUAUUUAGUUUGGUGAUUUUUUAUUUUAAUUUUGAUAAUAGAGAUUAUUUAUAUAGGGUUUGGGGUCAAUUAAAGCAGAAACCUUUUCUUUUUUUGUUGUAUUUGUUCUGGACGUGGGUAUUAGAAAUUAGGUGAAAUUUUGGGCAACACCACACAUUGUAAAAUGAUAUAAUACUUUAUUUGUAUUAUUUGCAUUCUGCAACUGCCAAAAAAACCAGUGGCACGUAUUGCCUCAAAACGGCUUGUGGAUCAAAGCCACCCUCUUCUUUUCCUCUUUUCUACUUCCUAUCGAAUCGAAGCCCCUCUCUCUCUCUCUCUCUCUCUCGCCGCAAACCGGAACAAUGUCCCACUAACCGCAGAGAAGGAUUACUAGAAAGA
Messenger RNA from Diospyros lotus (date-plum), 3575 nucleotides. Its product is annotated as adenine DNA glycosylase. Gene Ontology annotation, cellular component: nucleus. Bases 155 to 1699 code for a protein of 514 amino acids. The transcript is spliced from 9 exons. Gene Ontology annotation, biological process: base-excision repair; mismatch repair. Gene Ontology annotation, molecular function: 8-oxo-7,8-dihydroguanine DNA N-glycosylase activity; oxidized purine DNA binding; adenine/guanine mispair binding. The record is from RefSeq and is a predicted model, not a curated record. Lineage: Eukaryota; Viridiplantae; Streptophyta; Magnoliopsida; Ericales; Ebenaceae.